Messenger RNA from Xenopus tropicalis (tropical clawed frog), 2668 nucleotides. NCBI's taxonomy places the organism in Eukaryota, Metazoa, Chordata, Amphibia, Anura, Pipidae. The record is from RefSeq and is a predicted model, not a curated record.
GAAAGGACCAGUAAUAGCUCAUCGCUCAGAAGAUGGUAAUUAAGUGCUAGUUCUUGAAGGCCAUGACAAUGAUCUGCCACGCACAGAAUUCCUUUAAAAAUAGGGCUCCUCAAAGCUGAAGGAUCUUGCCUUUCUGAAGGGGCAGAUAGAAGUUCUACAGCGCAGGCUAGAAGAUGAGGUACAAGCCGGAGUGGGAAAAGAUGGUUCCCUUUUGAGCUCUCCAUUCCUUAAAGGAUUCCUGGCUGGAUAUGUCGUUGCCAAACUCCGAGCCUCCGCAGUUCUGGGAUUUGUGAUCGGAACUUGCAGCGGUAUUUACGCAGCUCAGUCGUAUGCAGUGCCAAAUGUGGAGAAAACUAUCAAAGAUUACCUUAGUUCUCUGAGAAAGGGGCCUGAUUAGACUUGAACAGUGCUUACACUCCAUUCCCUGCUCCUCUCAUGUAUUAAGUGCUUUACUUGAACGUUAUCAGUUAGAAUUAGGGACCUCUCACGUUGCACAGUAUGUUACUGUGUGCCGGUUACAUAAACUGGAUGUACAGGGUAUGUCCUAUCUGUAUUCUCAGCAGGCCUGACAGCUACUGUUUUCCUUGCCUUGAUGCAAAGCAGAAAGCGGGUUGGAUGAACUUACGGUGUGUGGAACAAUUCUUAUAGCAAAGACGACAACGGGCUGUUUGUGCAGAACAUUUGGCAAAUACAUUCGGAGCUCCAAUGCUCUCAACAAUAUUUUCUGCAUUCAUGAAUGAGUAACAUGCUAGUUCUCAUAACCAAGCCUUUAACCUGUUUUUUUUUUUUCUCAUACUUUGUCAUUUAUCUCCGGGUGUUUAUUUCUGGUGCAUUUUAUCCAGGUCUGUAUAUGAAAUAAAAUUUGGUACCAAACCGCUAACAAAUGUAAAUGGGCUUUGCUCAUAAUUUCUAAGGGUACUAGCAAUGUAUUCUGUUAACAUUGAGCCCGACGGGUCAAAUAAUUCUCCUGGUAGGAAGAGACUAAAGCAGAUAUUAUGGGGGCUGAUGUUAGUCCUGUCUGUUACCAUUUAUGGUUCUCAUGCACCUCUUAUUUACCUGUGCAAAGUCAAUGGUGAGAUUCCCUUCAGCUCGUCGGCUGUUGUCCUCCUAAUUGAACUGAGUAAGUUUGUAAUCUCCCUUGUAUUCUUCCUAAUUCAGGACUGGAAAUCCCUGAAAGCCUCUGUUUCGUGGCAUUUAGCUGCGCCAUAUGCAGUACCUGCUGUUCUAUACGGGGCAAAUAACAAUUUAGUCGUUUACAUUCAGCAUUUUAUGGAUCCUUCUAGUUUCCAAGUCUUAAGUAACCUGAAGAUUGUCAGCACAGCCGUGUUGUACAGCUUAUUCUUGCGCCAGAGAUUGUCUGUCCGCAGGUGGCUGUCUGUCUUCUUGCUUUUGGCUGCUGGAGUAUUCUAUAGCUAUGGUGGAAUCCAGGAUCUGGAAAAGGUGUCUUCAGACACAAAUCUGUAUGUUACUCUGCCAGGCUUGCUGUUAAUGCUCGCUUAUUGCCUUAUCUCCGGACUGUCUGCCGUUUACACAGAAAUGACUUUAAAGACUCAGAAGAUACCACUGAACAUGCAGAAUCUUUAUUUAUAUUCGUUUGGCAUAAUUAUAAACCUCACAGCACACCUGACCAGCAGCAAAAACAGUGACUUUUUUGAUGGGUUUUCUGUUUGGGUUUGGGUUAUCAUCCUCAGCCAGGCCCUUAAUGGCUUGAUUAUGUCUCUUGUGAUGAAACUCAGUAAUAACAUCACCAGGCUUUUUAUUAUUUCUUUCUCCAUGCUGGCAAAUGGGUUUUUGUCUUUCAUUUUGUUCCAGCUACAGCUCACAGCACUAUUUUUCUUGGCAGUGGUGCUCAUUGGCCUUGCUGUCUACAUGUAUUAUGGCAUGAAGUAACACAAUACAAUACACAGACUGCCUUUUGAUUUUGUUUCUAGUAUUGUAACCAUGGGUCAUGUAAAGUUCUUUUAGAAUUGAACACUGCUACUGGGAAUGAAGGGCCUAAUAAAUCAUUUAAAUAUAUGCCAGGCACUGUGUGCCAAAUGUAUACUUGCACCAUAGCACAUUAUCAGGUGGUGCAGAAACCCGAGGCCGAGAAUCAGCCCCUACCUUGCCUCAGCUCCAUGUUGCAUCAACCUUAAGGUAGAAGUAUUAAUUUCAUGCAUAGAUAUUUAUUCAGAUAAAUCAGUAACUUCACCUUAAUAUGAUAGACAAUACCAUUUGUAUUGACAUUGCAAUUCAGUCUUCCCCUUCCCCCUUCUGAGAAGAUACAGUGCAGCAAAGAAGUGUACAGCCCAAAUCUUACCUGAACAGACCUUUAGGUUGGAUUUCCUGGUCUAUAUAGGAGCCAUUUUCCACAAAGGUUCCCCCAGCCAUUGCUCUAGUCCUCUAUUGUAUAGUUAGACCCACCACUGCCCAUAUGCUAAGUUGCACAGGGUUGCUAUAUUUUGGGAAGGUGUCAGAAGUCAUAAAUAUGCUUCAGUGAACCCAAACCAAAGAAAAAAAACAUUUCUAUAUUUUGGGGGUUAAAUAGCAGAAAUGUAUAUGAUGCAUGUUUGUUAUUGGGAAGAAUGUCUGAAAUACUCAUGUAUAAAGUAAGCGUAUUUAGCAAAUGCUACUUCCAUUAAAUAUUAUAUGCUUUAUUUUCUGUAUCUAUUAAAAUAUUUUUAUGCUC